AUGGAUCAUACAUUAGAUUUUGAAAUACCAUUUGAGACUGCAAGACAAGCAGAAAUAGCAGUCCAAGUACUGAAGCCAGAUCCAAUCCUAAAACCUCAAGAUUUCCAAGUGUCUUACUCUUCAAAUGACAAUCUAUUGAUCAUGAAAUUCAAAAGUAUUGAUGAUAGAGUGCUCCGUGUAGGUGUCAGCAGUGUAAUUGACAGUGUCAAGACAAUCAUAGAAACAAUGGACGAGUUAUCAUGA
Molecule: messenger RNA, 243 nt
Organism: Vanderwaltozyma polyspora DSM 70294
Lineage: Eukaryota; Fungi; Ascomycota; Saccharomycetes; Saccharomycetales; Saccharomycetaceae
Gene: PCC1
Product: chromatin DNA-binding EKC/KEOPS complex subunit PCC1
Exons: 2
Cellular component (GO): EKC/KEOPS complex
Source: RefSeq, a predicted model, not a curated record